Rana temporaria (common frog) is the source of this 12078-nucleotide messenger RNA. RefSeq names its product dachsous cadherin-related 1 (gene DCHS1). The coding region runs from base 624 to 10328 and encodes 3234 amino acids. The record is from RefSeq and is a predicted model, not a curated record. Gene Ontology annotation, cellular component: catenin complex; plasma membrane. Gene Ontology annotation, molecular function: calcium ion binding; cadherin binding. Lineage: Eukaryota; Metazoa; Chordata; Amphibia; Anura; Ranidae. Gene Ontology annotation, biological process: homophilic cell-cell adhesion. The transcript has 21 exons.
GGGAAGGCGGUGGGGGGAGAAUCAUGUUUCAGAGCCUCUCUCCUUCCCUCUGAGCCUUGCGCUCUCUCUCCCAUCCACAGCUGUCUCAAUCCAUUGUCCCAGCCAGAGAGACAGGCUGAGGCGGGGAGAGACUGUCGGAGAGACCCCCCCUAUUUCCGAGACCCCCAUCCGCUGGAGAUCUCUCCCCUCCCCGAAAGAGUCGGCCACAUCUGGAGAGAAAAGGCGAAACGACGAAAAGCGCACUCCGCGAAAGAGACAUCCAUCAGACAGAACAAUAGUGAGCAGAGGGACCGCCCUGUGCACAAAGAGGAUGAAAGAGACAGACCUGGGGUGAGAACAAAGCGCUGAGAGAGAGAGAAGAGACAUCCCACCGCCAGAUGUAAGGGCCUUCCAGAGCGCACCCGAGACUGCACCGAGAGGAGACGCCAACAAGGCAGGUACAGGAAAGAGACGGGCGGCUGGGCACUGGCCUAGGAGAGACGGCGCGAGGUCUCCGGGGAUGGAAUCUGGAUUAGAACCAAGUGUGACUGCCAGCAAGGCCAGCAUGAGACAGCGGCCGCAAGAGCUUACACUCUAACGAAUGGGCCAUUAUCUUCUCUGACCUUGAAGCAGACAUACAAAAGAUGCUGCUUCCCAGGCUUCUCCUGCUGCUUCUUUGGGCAUGUUCCCCAUCCUUCUCCUCUCUGGGCGUGCUAGAGCUACACAUUGACGAGGAGCAACCAGCUGGCACCAUCAUCGGUGAUAUCAGUGCAGGUCUUCCACCGGGGACCACAGGGCACAUGUUCUUCAUAUCAGAUCAGGAGGGAAGCGGCGUCACUAGUGACUUAGACAUAGAUGAACUUACUGGCAUAAUCAAGACAGCUCGAGUCUUGGACAGGGAACAGCGCAACCUCUACAGCUUCAUAGCGGUCACCCCUGAGGGGGUCACGGUAGAGGUGCACAUCCAUGUGGAUGAUAUCAAUGACCACUCUCCUACUUUUGCUAAGGACCGUAUCGAGCUAAGUAUCCCUGAGCACACACCACGAGGCACUCGCUACCCACUGGAACCGGCCGUAGAUCUGGAUAGUGGAGUGUUGAGCACUCAGGGCUACCUCAUUCAAAGCGGGGAUCCUAUGCAAGCCUUCCGGCUGGAAACCCGAAGCAUGUCCAGUGGUGUGCUAUCUGUAGAUCUGGUGGUGAACUCUAAUCUGGACCGGGAAAACUGUUCUGUCUAUACUUUGAUCUUGGAAGCUUAUGACGGUGGUUCUCCAAGCCGGAGUUCACAAAUUAAGCUUGACAUAUCUAUAUUGGACAUCAACGAUCAUGCCCCAGUUUUCAACCAAAGCCGUUACCAGACCCUGAUUUCCGAAAGCCUCUUACCUGGCUCCAGCGUCCUGCAAGUCUAUGCCACAGAUGCUGACCUGGGCCAGAACGGGGAGGUGACUUAUGAGAUAAACCGCAGACAAAGUGAUUCAGAGGGUUUCUUCACCAUCAAUCCAUACUCUGGACUCAUACAGCUCAGCAAACCCUUGGAUUACGAGACACGGAAAGCCCAUGAACUGGUUGUCCAGGCCCGGGAUGGGGCAGCGCAGCCAGAAGUGGGAACAGCUUUCGUUUCCAUUCAGGUACGGGAUUCUAAUGAUAACCAACCCAGCAUGACUAUCAUCUUCUUGAGUGAGGAUGGGGCCCCACGAGUAUCUGAGGGGGCUACGCCAGGCCAGUAUGUGGCUCGUAUCUCGGUUUCAGAUCCGGACUAUGGAGAACAUCCUGAUGUGGAUGUGACCCUGGAGGGUGGAGAGGGCAAGUUUGCUUUGACAACAAAAGAUAGCAUCAUCUACCUCAUCUGUGUGGACAAGUUGCUGGACCGUGAAGAACGAGAUUCCUACAAGCUUCGGGUUCUAGCCACAGAUACAGGAACUCCACCACUGAGGGCCGAAUCCUCCUUCGUUCUUGAGGUAACAGACGUUAACGAUAAUCCUCCAGUGUUUGAUCGGCAAGAAUAUAGCCACAGUGUGCCAGAAGCAGUCCAUCCCGGAAGCUUCCUCCUGCAAGUCACAGCCCGAGAUAAAGAUCUGGGAGAGAAUGGAGAAGUGAGAUACAGCCUUCUGGACACGCCUUGGUUCCACAUCCACCCCGAAACCGGAGUCAUCACUACAACAGCACCACUGGAUUAUGAGCGCGACCCACAGCCAACUAUGACGGUGUUGGCCUCGGAUCGCGGCAGGCCAUCUCUGACCGCCACGGCUAUAGUUAAAGUCCAGUUGUUGGAUGUGAAUGAUAAUGAGCCUGUCUUUGCCAAUGCGGUAUACAACGCCACCCUCAGCGAGAGCACUGCUCGGGGAAGCUGCUUCCUAAAGGUCUCAGCAUCGGAUGCAGAUAGCGGCAGUCUAGGAACCGUAUCCUACUCUCUAAGCCUGGCGACCCCACCUCAGUUUCAGAUCCACUCGGACAGCGGAGAGAUCUGCCUCUCAGACAUUCUGGAUCGAGACGAUGGAGAAAGAUUCUUCCUGCUUCAUGUGACGGCCACAGAUGGGGGUGGUCUGAGUUCUGGAUGUCUUGUGAGGGUUUCCGUAGAAGAUGUGAAUGAUAACCGUCCGGUCUUCUAUCCUCUGGAAUAUGGGGGCAGUGUAAGCGCACUGAGCCCACCGGGCACUCCAAUACUCAGCGUGACUGCCCGCGAUAAAGAUGAAGGAAUUCAUGGUAUCAUCACCUACCAUAUCAUAUCAGGGAAUAGCCCGCCACUUCUACGCAUAGAACCCGAAACAGGUACUCUUAUCGUGGCUCGUGCUCUGUCUGCGCGGGCUGGCUCUGUCCUACAUCUGGAAGUGGGAGCUCAAGAUGGAGGCGGGGUCAGAGCCGAGAUGAAUGCCCGGGUCAAUGUCAGCAUUCUGCCAAGUGCUGCCCAUGUGCCUACAUUUCUGCAGCCCCAGUAUGACUUCACCGUAUCUGAGGAUACGCCCCCUGGAACAAGUGUGGGUAGUGUGAAAGCCACCAACCCAACAGGUGUCUCGAGUGUGAUCCUGUACUCCCUGGCCUUUGGUGACCCUCGUAGCCUUUUCUCUUUGGACCCUCGUACUGGAAUAUUGUCCACACAUCGACCACUUGACCGAGAACAAGACGCUGAGCUUACUUUAGAAGUUCAAGCUCGUAGUGGGUCUCCUCCAGGAUAUACCCGGGCCCGGAUUAACUUGAAGAUCACCGACAUCAAUGACAACCCACCAAUUUUUGCUUUGUCCUCACAUACAUUGAGACUCCAAGGCUCCCCACCUACUGGAUCUGUUAUAUUUACUGCUAAAGCAACAGACCCUGAUACAGGAGCCAAUGGACAGAUCCAUUAUCAGAUUGUAUCACAGGGACCCUUUAGUGUUGACAGUUCAGGACAGAUCCAGACUACUGGGCCCCUGACACAAGAAAAUUAUGAACUGCGUGUUCUUGCCCUUGAUGGUGGAUUUCCACAGCUGUCUUCUGAGUUAGAAGUCACCGUUCUUGUGCUGGAACAGGAAUCUGAGCCAGCCUGUGGAGCCUCUGAUUAUCGCGUAGAGGUACGAGAAGGUAGCCCUCCAAUGAGCCGGCUGGUGCAGGUGCAAGCUUUGCUUCCUGGUGGAAGGGAGAACCCUUUACGCUACAGGCUGAGACCAGACGCUGAUGCCGUGGGGUUUAGCGUUGAGCCAGAGACUGGGUGGCUUUAUGUACGAGGGGCCUUGGAUCGAGAAAGUCGGGAAGUUUACAUCCUGGCAGUCUUGGCCUCUGGGGGAUCCGGCAUCCGCACUGCCACUUGUACUGUGCGUGUUCGAGUGACUGAUGAAAAUGACAAUGCUCCACGCCUUAGCGAGGAGAGGUAUUUCAUGAGUAUUCCUGAGAAUCGGCCCUCAGGGGAAAUUGUGGGAAGGGUCAGUGCUAUGGACAGAGAUGCUGGUCAGAAUGGACGUAUUACUUACAGACUUCCAGCUCAAGAAACUGACUUCAGUAUACACCCACAUACUGGAGAACUGUCUGUAAGAAGGAGUCUUGACCGGGAGCACCAGGCCAACUACCAGCUAUUGGUCAUUGCCCAAGAUGGUGGAGCUCCUCCACGCAGUGUAACCGGAACCAUCCAUGUCUCCGUGUUGGAUGAGAAUGACAAUCGUCCUGAGUUUUUGUACCCCAUAUCUGGAAGGGAAACACCAAUACAGAUAAUGGAGGGCAAAAGUUCAGGCAUGUUUGCAGCAUCGAUCUUGGCAAAGGAUCCAGAUGAGGGGGAGAAUGGAACAGUCAUCUACAGCUUGUCAGGUCCAUGGGCGGAACGAUUUACCCUUCACCCGCACACAGGAGAGCUACGCACAGCAACAGUUUUACACCAUGCAGAUCGAUCCCAUUACACAAUGACUGUCCAGGCUAGAGACUCUGGAUCUCCAGCUAAAAGCUCAGAAGCUACUGUCCGUAUUCAGGUGGUGCAAUCUACUCGUUACCCUACCAAACCCAACCCCAGCGUACUGGUCCUGACACCAAUGGAAGGAUUACCACCUGGGUCUCUUCUGGGUGCUGUUUCCCCUAAAACACCCCAUGGUUCUGCGAUCUACACUUUAUUAGAUGACCAACAUGGAAACUUUAUGGUGGAUGGUCGAACUGGCAACAUAUUUCUCGUACAAGAACUGGACUUUGAGAGUCAGCCCCGUCACAGCCUCCGAGUAAGCAUUGAAGAAGCCCGUGAAGUUUCUGGUAUGUAUCUGCCCCCAAGGGUAGUGCAAGUAGAGAUUGAAGUCCAGGACAAAAAUGAUCACUCACCAAUGUUUCCAGAAGAUCCACUGACUUUGGUGAUUCCAGAGGAUGCCCAGGUUGGUUCAUCCAUCUUUACCUUCCAAGCUAUAGACCGUGAUGGUCCAGGCCCCAAUAGCCAGGUGCGUUAUUCCUUGAUGCGGCAAGAGCCAGAAUCAGCUGAAUCUACUUUUCGACUGGACUCAGAGACUGGGGUAUUGAGUGUAGCAAAGCCAUUAGAUCGUGAAAAAGUGUCCUCUUAUCUACUCAUGGUGGAAGCUACUGAUCGGGCACUGAAUGUCAGUCAGCGUCGGUCAACUUCUGUCACUGCCAGAAUUUUUCUCAGCGACCGCAAUGACCACACUCCACAGUUCCUUACACGAGCUACAUUAUGGUUAUCUGAGGACCUACCUGUUGGGUCCACAGCUCUUUUUCUGGUGGCACAAGAUUCAGACCUAGGAGAGAAUGGGAGAGUUGGUUAUCAGAUUGCCGGAGGUAAUGAGGAUGGUCGGUUCCAGAUACAUCCACACACAGGUGCCCUGUCUGUCGUGAGAGCUCUAGAUCGAGAGGAGACACCUGGAUAUAACCUAACCUUAGUGGCAACGGACCAUGGCUCGCCUCGCCUGUCCAGCACACAGACACUUUCCGUCUCCAUUCUUGAUGUAAAUGAUGAAACCCCCACCUUUGAGAAAACCCAGUAUGAAGGGAAGGUGCUGGAAAACCAAUCCGCCGGCACAAGUGUGCUGAGAUUGCGGGCCGUGGACAGAGAUCUUGGUCCUGGUGGACAGAUCACAUAUGGAGGCGUGACCGGGGACGAGUUUUCUCUUGAUCCAAAAACUGGAAUUCUGACUACCAAACAAGCAUUUGAUCGAGAGGCGAAGGAGGGGUACAAACUAACAGUUUAUGCACGAGAUGGAGGCUCCCCGCCGCGAGUGUCAGAGGCCCGGGUGCACAUCGCCAUUGAUGAUGAGAAUGACAAUGCUCCCAAAUUUGAGAAUGACAACGUGUUCUUGGAAGUGCCUGAAAAUCAGGAUCCCACAACCCUGUGCAUACUUCGUGCCUGGGACCCUGAUGCCAGUAGCAAUGGGCACCUCCAGUAUCGGCUUAUCGAUGGUGAUCCAUCCACUGACUUCAAUUUGGACUCCAAAUCUGGAGCCCUUUCCACAUCACGGGCUUUGGACCGAGAAUCUGUAUCAGAUUACCGCCUCACUGUAUUAGUCCAAGAUGGUGGCAAUCCAUCUCUCAGUGCCACUACAGUUGUCACCGUGUCCGUACUGGAUCUUAAUGAUAAUACACCGACCUUCUCAGCAGCCUCUUACAAUGCAGAGAUCUCAGAAGAUGCCCCCGUUGGCAGUUUAGUUCUAAAGUUGAUAGCCGUUGACCCUGACCAUGGCCCCAAUGGUCAAACAACAUUCCAUCUAUCUAAUGGUACUCAGGGAGCCUUCCAUGUUGAUCCACUAACUGGACAGAUCACAACCUCAAUUCAGCUCGACCGCGAACGCCGAGCUGCUUACACAUUUAUAGCAUGGGUUAUGGAUUCCGACCCUUCAGGGCCACGUAGCGCAGAGGCCUCUGUCACAGUAAUAGUCCGAGAUGUGAAUGACAAUGCCCCAGCAUUUCAGCGUAGUCCGUUCCUUCUAAACCUAUCCCGUAACACUCCCAUCAAGCGGACAUUGUCUGCAAUGAGAGCAGAAGACAAGGAUGCAGGUGCCAACGCUUCUAUUCUCUACAGGUUGGCUCCACAGUCAACAAAAGGUGGGUUUUCAGUGGACCCUUACACUGGGGAGGUGCGUUUGCUGGAGCCACUGGAGGGAAUGAGUCCCAAGGAUCGCACAGUCUUUGUUCAGGCCUCAGAUCUGGGGGAACCUCCGCUUUCAACCACAGCUGUGCUGGUCAUACAUCUACGGGAGGAAGCAGCCAGAGGACCUCGAUUCCCAAGAGAUUCUACCGACAUCAGCUUGUCAGAAAACAGCCAGCAAGGCUCUGUGGUUGGAGCGGUGAGAGCCACACACAACGGAGGCUCUUCUGGGAAGAUCACCUACAGCUUCCUUAGCGGAAAUGAGCAUGGUGCCUUUAACAUCAACCCGAACACAGGGCAGAUUACGGUCCUACAGCCGGCAGUGUUGGACUACGAAUCCAGCCCACGGCAUAAGUUGGUGGUUCAGGCAGAGACGGUCCAAUAUUACGCCUUCACUUCCGUCAAUGUCCUUCUGCAGGAUGCCAAUGACAACGCGCCGCGCUUUCAGCUCCCACAAUACACAGUUUAUAUCUGGGAAGCCCAAGCUGAUGGGAGCCGCAUCAUACAGGUUCUUGCUGAAGAUCCAGACCAAGGCAUGAACGGUCAGGUCAUUUACGCUUUUGAGCCAUCACAGCCCAUGAAGGAUCUAUUUCGUAUUGAUGCCCAGACAGGCGUCAUUGCAACAGCCGCCAUUUUAGACCGGGAGAUCUGGUCUGAGGCACGGUUGCUGGUGACAGCGACGGAUCGGGGGUCUCCUCCACUGACUGGGUCCGCAACCCUCACCCUGGUGGUAAUGGAUGUGAAUGAUAACAGUCCUACCAUCCCCGUUCAGAUGGAGCUGAGUGUUCCCGAAGAUGCUGUGAUUGGCUCUGAGGUUGCUCAGGUGACAGCAAAUGACGUAGACUCUGGUCCCCCAUUAUGGUACGUGUUGUCCGUGGAUGGGUUCCCGGGGGGCACCUUCAGCAUCUUCCGCUAUGGUGGCCAGAUAUGGCUGACGGAACCACUGGACUACGAGGAGAGGACGUCUUACACCUUGACCAUUCAAACUUCUGAUGGAAAACACCAGAGUCGGGCGGACAUUCGCCUCCUGCUGCAGGAUGUCAACGAUAAUGCUCCAGAGUUCCGACAAAGCUUGUACCAGGUGACCAUCAUGGAGCAUACAAAAGCCUGGACCCCGCUUAUCACCAUCUCAGCCACAGAUCGGGACUCCGGGGAGAACAGCAGAAUCACCUACACAGUGCUGUCAGCAGGAAGUGGAGCGUUCUACAUCCAUCCAGAAAACGGGACACUAUUCACAACACAGGCCAUGGAGCUGGAAACACAGGGGCCACUAGUGGAUGUCAUAGUUGAAGCUCGAGAUAAUGGCUCUCCAAGUCUGGCUUCAGUUGUCACUGUGCAGAUCAUUUUGAUGGAUGUGAAUGACCAUGCUCCAGUCUUCCCACAGCAGCAGUACACUACAUCUGUCCCUGAGGAUCUUCCACUAGGCAGUACUAUCCUCAUCCUAGAGGCCACCGAUGCUGACCAGAGUCUGGAAAAUUCUGGACUGGAUUACACCAUCUUGAGUGGAAAUGUUGGCAACGUGUUCCAGUUGCAAAGUGGAAUGCGCUUGUGGAAUGGACAUUUUCAGCAUGUCGGCUCAAUCAUCUUAACCGAUGCUUUAGAUUUUGAGACCACUAACUUCUAUAACUUGACUUUGGGGGCAUCAGACCGAGGCGUCCCACAACGUAGCCAUUCUGUUCCUGUGCUAAUCACCAUACUGGAUGUCAAUGACAACCCUCCUGUGUUUCCACGGCCGGAUUAUAGCGUUCUCCUCAGUGAAGCUGCUCCUGUUGGCUCUGAAGUUCUUCGGGUCUUGGCACAGGACUCAGAUUCUGGCGACAAUGGAAUGGUGCAUUACAGAAUCACCUCUGGAGACGAGAGCCGCCUCUUUCAGAUCAAUGAGGCAACCGGAGCAAUAAAGCUAGUCCGCCAACUGGACAGAGAAAGGCAGGCCAUGCACACCCUUGUAAUCUUGGCUUUUGAUGGCCAGAAUGGACCAGCCAACUUUGCUCUUGUUCCUUUAACUGUGGAAGUCCGUGAUAUCAAUGAUAACAAACCUUACUUCCCAGUGCAGAUACUGACAACCAGCAUUAAAGAAAACCAACCAGCAAACACUCUGCUCACAAUCAUUCAUGCCAUCGACCUCGACACAGGAAUAUUUGGCCAGCUGCUGUACAAUGUGAUUGAGCUUCCUCCAGCAGAACCUGGAAUGCUGACUGGAAAAGAUGUAUUCUCUAUGAACAGAACCUCAGGGGAACUACUUUCUCGGCAGAGUUUUGAUUAUGAGCGCAGUAAAGCCUUCAGCAUGAUAAUUAAAGCAACAGACGCUGGUAAUUUUUCUGCUACAGUCACUGUACAAGUCCUUGUGACUGGGGAGGAUGAGUACGACCCUGUAUUUGUAGCCCAAUACUUCAAUUUUGAGGUGCCAGAAGGAGCUGCUAAAGGCCAAAUUAUUGGCCAUGUCCAGGCCACAGAUGAAGAUGAGGGGGCUGAUGGGGUGGUUCUCUACUCAUUUUCUAAACCAUCACCAUACUUUGGAAUCAAUGAAACCACUGGACAAAUUUAUUUGAAGGUAGACAGUCAAAGGCAUCGUUCUGGACGUUCUAAGAGAGAGACUAGGGAAAUGACCAUGGAUGUUCAUGCCCACAGUCCCUUGCCAUCCUCUCGAGUUGCUAUUACACAGGUUACAGUAGACAUUACACAUACAUCUUUUGGUUUGGCACCUGACCUGAAUUUGCUCCUGAUUGUGUCAGUGGCUUCCUCAUUGGCAGUGGUUGUGGUGCUCGCUGCAGUUGCCAUUAUACUAGUGGUAUGCAGGUCUCGGGGAACCCAAAAGAAAGGCCAAGAAAGUGAUGCACAAAUGGACAGUUUACAAGGUGGAACUUUGCAACGGAUGGGACAUGAUAAAUCGGCUAUUGGCAGUGGCGAUCGAAUUUAUCACCAGACUCUUCCAGGCUACCCCAUGGAUUCUUCUACUGUGGAUGGAUCUUACACUAGAGGAGGGUCUCUGGACCCCUCACAUUCCAGCGGACGUGGAUCUGCUGAAGCUGCUGAAGAUGAUGAAAUUCGUAUGAUCAAUGAGUAUCCACGUGUGGCAAGCAUUACAUCUUCUAUGCAAGAACACAUAUCCGCAAGAGGUCCAGAUUCUGGCAUCCAACAAGAUGCUGAUCAACUAUCUGAAAUUUCCUGUGACCCCUCUAUGGACAGCGGUCAGUGGUUCAAGAACAAAAAGUCUUCCAGCCAGUAUCGUGAUGAUGGUGGGGGAGGAGGUGCUUUCAUGGGAGUGGGCUGCGGACUUAAUAUGCCUCACCAUAAGGACUACACUUUUCCUGAAGAUGGAAAGCCAUCUGUGGAAGGCUCUCUGACAGCCAUUGUGGCUAGUGAUGAGGAAUUGCGUGGCAGCUACAACUGGGAUUACUUGCUUAACUGGUGUCCUCAAUUUCAGCCACUGGCCAGUGUUUUUAUGGAGAUUGCUCGACUCAAGGAUGAGUCUGCACUGAGAAGACCUUUCCAACCAAAGCCCAAAGCCAUUCCACAACCUCGCAUUGACCCUCCUCCUCUUAUCACAUCUGUGGCUCAUCCAGGUGCAAAGACCGUGCCUACGAAACCAGCUGUGGCCAGAACCUUCCCUAAUUUCUCAUCUCUUCGCCGUUCUCCUAUAAUUAAUGAAGCUUCUCUAUCUUCAAUAAUACCGCCAAGCUUUUCUCCAUCUCUGUCUCCAUUGGCAGCUCGUUCUCCUGUUGUGUCCCCAUUUGGCAUCUCCCAGGGCCCCUCGGCAUCUGUCCUCAGCACAGAGCACAGCCUUGACCCUGCUGGCGAUGGGGAACUAAGAAUUUAAUAGCAGCAGGUGAACACAGAGGAUGAAGACACACAUAGAAAAAAGAAUUGGAAUUAACCUGUCUAAAAUGGCAAGAAAGUCUCUAAGAGGCAAUAACAUUGAGAACCAUAAAACCCGCUAUGAAGCCAAAAAAGACAAUUUUUCAGGAGGGUUUGUGCGAAACCCCUCUCUGACCAGAGCUGUUUUCUGAGGCUGAAAUAAUGGGUAUUUCUAUGAGACUUCCUUUAAUUGCCCCUCUGUUGACCAGGGGUAGGUAGCCUUAUAUGUAAGACAGCGUCCAGUAAGACAAUUAGAAGUGGACAGUUUUGGGAACAAUGCUCCUCUUAAUGUAUUUUUCAGUUGAAUACGUGAUCUACGUGCAGUCCUGCCCACAGUACGGCAGCUACUUUUUCCCCCAGCAUUUCCUAUAUACCAGGCAGGACCUGCACACCAGCUUUAUGGAAUUUGUAAAGGGUUAAGGCCUACUUCUAAGCCCCUUUACAGGAAUUAUAUACCCCAGACCGUGCUCCUGUACAGGAUCAUGUUCCUAAGCAGUUUUCCAUGUCAGGGUCAUGUGAUUGGGAUUUCCUGCAGGAUCUAUAUGACCAAACCAACAAAUGGAUUCAGGAAUGUCUGCAGAUAAAGACUGAUGACAUCCCCAUGUAGCAGGCAUCCUGUUAUCAUGAUAUGCAUAAUGUUUAUGGAAAGUUUAGAGGCGAGAGAAGGCAGGUUGACUAUAUAGGGUCAAAUGUUGGUAUAGUCAAUUAUAACUAAGGAGAAGAUUAUAUGAAUUUAUUGAAGCACGCCAUGGAGGGUUACAAAGGUUCUAAACCCUACAACCCUAACCCUGAAAGGGAAAUCUGUAAUUAAAAUUGGCACAAAUUCAGUUUACACUGCAGUACAUAUUGGCUAUCCGUAAUAUCUUAAGUCCGCCAUGCGGUAUACAACAUAACAAAAAUAUAAAUUAGAAAAAGCAGCCAACUUUUUCUUAGUCAAGAACCCUGUCAAGAAACAUGUGACCAAGUCAGCUAAUCAUGGAAUACUUGACUUGGUCAUAAGAUAAUUAUGGAACAGGUGAUCUAUGUAGGAUGUUAAUCACAUGUGGAUUUGUUAGAAAGGUAAGUACAGAAGAGGUGGCCUUGGAAGAAAGGUAAUCAUUGUGGCCACAAUCUGGUUUAGUGGGUAGGUAGAUUGACAUGGAAUAUUGGAUGUUAACCAUUGACCUUGUGAUUUGGUCUGCAAGACUGUCCCAUAACACAUGAUCCAGUCAUGUAGCUUGCCAUGGAACAUGUAAAAAACAAAAGAAAAAAAUCGGAUUUAUUCUGAGACUUUAACAUAUUCAGGACCGAGGCCUCCCCAAAUUUUUUUUAAAGGAGAACUAAAGCAACCUAAAAUAAAACAUAUUAGUUGGUUUUAAAUGUCCAUACAAGAUGAUCGUAGCAGGGAAGAGAAAAUAAAGGCAAUACCUACAUUCCAUUUUGGCUAUUAUCUAACAUGGUACAACGCAUAACAGCUGGUCACCAGAUAGUGCCUCUUAAAUAAGGCCCAGUCACCCAACUGCUCUCAUUCUGAUGUGGCCAACACUUCACUAUAUAACAGGGGUCUCCAAACUUUCUAAACAAAGGGCCAGCUUACCGUCUUUCAGACUUUAUGGGGGCCGGACUGUGGCAAUUGGGAGUAGAGAAGGUCCUGAGGUCAGUGAAGAAAAAAAAAUACUGCCCCAUCAUUUGUUUCAGUGGAUGCAAUUGUGCCUCAUCAUUGGCGUCAAUGG